CGAACCGGCAACCCUCCGGUUACAAGUCCAAAGCGCUAACCAGUAGGCCACGGCUGCCCCCCAACUUCUCUCCUUGGGGAGGUUAACAACAGGGCCAAUGUUGGAAAUGAGCCUCUGACUUCAGCAUUUUAUCCCUCACAUGGCUUUUAGUCAUUGUAUUAUCAUAAGUAUGCUGCUUAUGGCUAAUAAAAUCAAAUCAAAUCAAUCUAUGUGUGUGUGUGUGUGUGUGUGUAUUGUGUAUGUGCGUGUCAGGUCUGCACAGAGGGGCGUCUGAUCGUGGAGUUCUCGUUUGAUGACCUCAUGCGUAUUAAGAUGUGGCACUUCACCAUCAGGCAGCACCGAGAGCUCAUUCCCCGGAGUAUCCUCGCCAUGCACGCCCAGGACCCCCAGGCUCUGGAGCAGCUUUCCAAAAACAUCACCAGGAUGGGCCUAACCAACUUCACACUCAACUACCUCAGGUUGUGCGUAAUCCUGGAGCCCAUGCAGGAGCUGAUGUCGAGGCACAAGACGUACAACCUGAGUCCACGCGACUGCCUCAAGACCUGCCUCUUCCAGAAGUGGCAGAGGAUGGUGGCCCCUCCAGCUGGACCCCCUCAGAACUUCAAAUCGGAGAUAUUCUCCUCCAAUCACAAGAAAGCAGAACCGGCCAGGCAGACCACCACCAAGAGGAGGAAGAGGAAGAAUUCCGCUAGCUCCGCCUCCAACAGUAGCCUUGGCAACAGCACCAACAGUAAGAAGCGCAGUCCAGCCAACAACUUCAACUUAUCCAGCCAGGUACCUGAUGUGAUGGUGGUGGGAGAGCCCACGCUGAUGGGCGGUGAGUUCGGAGACGAGGACGAGCGCCUGAUCACGCGUCUGGAGAACACGCAGUACGAUGCCACCAACGGCCUGGAGGACGACGCCCACUUCGGACACUCGCCCGCCCUGCCCAGCAACGGGCCCUGGAGCGCCAAGCCGCCCUCGUCUGGACCCGACCCCAAAAACGACAGUGCACCACCUCAGACCCCCCAGUGAGACGCACACAGACACACUCACACAGACACACACUUACACACACACACACACUCACACACCAACCAAACACAGCUGACCGUCUGAAUCCUCUUCCUGGUUUGGAGUUGGAGGAUUCCAGGCCCACUUUGAUCAUGGCAGUCAGAACCACCCUGACCCCAUCAGAGACCAGUGGACCUUCACUACUUCCUGUCCGAUCUGAAGACUUGGCCUUCAGCUGCAGGGACGUCUUGUGACCUCAUCUCAUCCCUUCACGGUGGGAGCUGUGUGUGCAGCAGUGGCUGAUCUGGAGCCCCUGCGGAUGUGAUCAGGUGAACCUGUGCAACUCCCCCAGCCCCUGCAGAUGUGAUCAGGUGAACCUGUGCAACUCCCCCAGCCCCUGCGGAUGUGAUCAGGUGAACCUGUGCAACUCCCCUAGCCCCUGCUGAUGUGAUCAGGGGCGGAUGUGAUCAGGUGAACCUGUGAAACUCUUGGAGGACUCUUCAGCUGGUCAGCCAUGAUGAGUGAAUGUCCUCUCGCCCUUUAAAGACGCAUGUCCCCUGCGCUCGCUUUUAGAACACUCGUCCCAAACUGUCCCUCUCUGAUGAACUCUUCCCGAACUGUCCGUCUGGGAAGACUUUGUGGUCUCUUGAGGUCUCUGCAUGUUCUUCAUGUGUCCACCAUAGGGUGUCUUUGUUCAGCCAUUUCUAUUUCAGUACUUCUGAUGUCCCCAGACCUCAGUGUAGGAGCCUUUGGGUCUUUACUUUGCUCUUUAGAUUUGUAGUUUUGUUAAUAGAAAUAGACUUCUGACCCUUAAACUGAACUAUCUAUGGCAGCUGUGUGUGUGUCUGUGUGUGUGUGUGUGUGUGUGUGUGUGUGUCUGUGUGUGUCUGUGUGUGUGUGUGUGUGUGUGUGUGCGUGUGUGUGUGUGGCAGCUAUGGCAGCUGCUUAAAGCCCUUUGCUGGUGGUGAUGAUGCUGGUGAUGACCCUACAGAGCGUUGUGGUCUUGCUGAUUUGACCUUUGACUCCCUGGUCAGUAAUGUCAGUCAUGACUCCCUGGUCAGUAAUGUCAGUAAUGACUCCCUGGUCAGUAGGGUCAGUAAUGACUCCCUGGGGACUCCCAGCUGUGGUGGUAAGAUGACAUCACUCCAAGCAAAGGCCUGUGACAUCACACACCAGUUCCCUUUUGGGUUAUUUUUCUUUAUCCUUUCAACAGCCACGGGCAGCCGUGGCCCACUGGUUAGCACUCUGGACUUGUAACCGGAGGGUUGCCGG
Alosa sapidissima (American shad) is the source of this 2265-nucleotide messenger RNA. RefSeq names its product LIM domain-binding protein 2-like. NCBI's taxonomy places the organism in Eukaryota, Metazoa, Chordata, Actinopteri, Clupeiformes, Clupeidae. The record is from RefSeq and is a predicted model, not a curated record. Bases 301 to 1014 code for a protein of 237 amino acids. Gene Ontology annotation, cellular component: transcription regulator complex; nucleus. Gene Ontology annotation, biological process: positive regulation of transcription by RNA polymerase II; nervous system development; negative regulation of transcription by RNA polymerase II. Gene Ontology annotation, molecular function: LIM domain binding. The transcript is spliced from 6 exons.